AUGAACGUCCGGGUUCAAGGAAUCGAUGGGAGCAACAACCGGGCUCGAGGAAACCGCAACAUGUACCAGGACACCAGCAGCCGGGAGGAGCUUGUGUGUGACGAGCGAGCCUUCCUGGCCCGGGGAAGGUUGCUGCAGUCGGCCGAGGGUGGGAGGGGGGAGGGGGGAGGCGCCCGGCGGUCUCACCCGGGACACUCGCCCCGCGGUUCAUUAUCAAAGUUCACUAAACUCUCAGUCUCCGGGCCUCGUCCGCGGCCUGUCGCAGGUCUCGCUUGGCUGGUCGGUCGGAACAUGCCGAUGUUAGGCGGAGACUCACGAGGCCCGGGCGGGAGAUCUGACAGCUCCCCGGAAAAUCUGCACAACGGAAAUGCGCCUUCAAUAUACUACGGUUGCUAUGACGACGGUAACACACACACACACACAGACACAGCACAGAGAGACACACAUAGACACAACACUGACACAGGUGCGCCGAAAACGAGGUACCAGGAGAUCAGGAACAGAAGAAGUGAAAGCUCGAAGAGUGUAAAACAAUCGGAGCUGCAAUUAGCUGACAUCGACGGGGAUGGAGGAGAGACGGAUCAUGACAAACGAGGGGAGAGGAGAAGAAUGAGAGGAGACUUCCUGAGAGUAGGAGUUAUAAUAAAGAAAUGUGGGCGGUCGCCAUGGCAACCAGCGUUGCAGGAAACUGCACAAUCGAUGCCGACGCCAGACGCUCUGGAUCAAUGUGUCUCUAGUACUACGGCCCGGGAAACCUGCCUCGGCCGCUGUGUGAGUGAGCCUCCUCCUGUACCACCCCAACCUCCCCCGGCCUCCCCGUACACACACAGAUAUAACUUGCUGCCGGUGACUGCGGGGUAG
Danaus chrysippus (African queen) is the source of this 861-nucleotide messenger RNA. The record is from the annotation of a GenBank genome assembly. NCBI's taxonomy places the organism in Eukaryota, Metazoa, Arthropoda, Insecta, Lepidoptera, Nymphalidae.